Molecule: messenger RNA, 872 nt
Organism: Brachypodium distachyon (stiff brome)
Lineage: Eukaryota; Viridiplantae; Streptophyta; Magnoliopsida; Poales; Poaceae
Product: ferredoxin-3, chloroplastic
Exons: 2
Coding region: 174-632 (152 amino acids)
Biological process (GO): electron transport chain
Molecular function (GO): electron transfer activity; 2 iron, 2 sulfur cluster binding
Source: RefSeq, a predicted model, not a curated record
AAAAGGUGGCCGCCGCCGCCCCCCACUCCAUCCAGCAUAGCACACGGCACAGAGAAACAGAGAAGAGGAGGAGAGGAGGCAAGGGCCACCCGCCGCCGCCGCCGCUCUCGAUCCUUUCUCCGAUCUCCGUUCCGCUCCGCGCCGCCUCGUCCUCGACUGCGACAGGUCUCAAGAUGUUGACUAGCACCUUUGCAACAUCAUGCACGCUCUUCAGCAAUGUUACAACCGAGGCCUCUCAGAAAGUGGUCAAGAGCCCUUCAUCUCUAAGCUUCUUCAGUCAAGGUGUGCUGCAGGUUCUGAGCCUGAAGUCAUCCAAAAAGCUCGAUGUUUCUGCUAUGGCCGUCUACAAGGUGAAGCUUGUCACCCCGGAAGGGCAAGAGCAUGAGUUCGAGGCACCUGAUGACACCUACAUCCUCGAUGCUGCCGAGACUGCCGGUGUGGAGUUGCCUUACUCAUGCCGGGCCGGAGCGUGCUCCACCUGCGCUGGCAAGAUCGAGGCUGGCUCUGUCGACCAGUCAGACGGGUCGUUCCUUGACGACGGGCAGCAGGAAGAAGGCUAUGUUCUGACCUGCGUGUCGUACCCCAAGUCGGACUGCGUCAUCCAUACCCACAAGGAGGGUGACCUUUAUUAGGGCUCUUUCCAUGAGAAUUCCUGCGUGUCAAGCUCCAUCUUUAUGUGCAAGUCGUGUUAACUACUAGUCCAGCUUGUCUCAACACUCUGGUGGUUGUUUAUCUCCUGUCUCAUUUUGUCCAAGGUUGCCAUGUUGGUGCAGUAAGAUUGGGAACCCAUGGAAAUACCAGCUAGUAGUCAAUAAGAACAAGCUUUAAUGCAAAAUAUAUAAUUCAUGGUUCUGAACUGUUCUUCAUUUUCA